This is a messenger RNA of Desarmillaria tabescens, 627 nucleotides long. RefSeq lists its product as uncharacterized. The record is from RefSeq and is a predicted model, not a curated record. The coding region runs from base 1 to 627 and encodes 208 amino acids. The transcript is spliced from 4 exons. Lineage: Eukaryota; Fungi; Basidiomycota; Agaricomycetes; Agaricales; Physalacriaceae.
AUGCUCUACCUAUCUUCUAUCCUGGCAACAACAUUAUGGUGUACUCUGCUCAUCAUUUUCCGCAUUUUGACUGUUACCGGGGUUAGAUGUGGAGCAGGCGGCCGACUGAGAGUUUAUUAUCGUUUCAUUGAAGUGCUAGUGGAAUCCUCCGCUCUCUAUUCGAUAGCUCUGGUCCUGCUUUUGGCUUUCUCCAUUCGUAACGAUAUUAGGCAGUAUUACUUUGAUGCCAUAGCCAGUAUCGCGAGGGGAGUUGCACCUACUCUUCUUGUUGGCAGAGCAGCGGCAGGACACACACGCCCAAAUGAAGAACAUGACGAAAGUGCGACAGUGUCGACCCUUCGUUUCCAGAUGUCUUCGCAAUCUUCUCAACCUUCUCAACCGUCUACUUCAAGCUUCCAGGAAUCUGCUAUGCAGAGCGCAGUCCUCGAAGUGGACAUUGAAGCCCAGCCAGAGCGGUCCAAAGAGUUCAUUGUAUCCGUUUAUCUCUUUCAUUUUUGUCGCGUUAGUGGCCUAAAGGACGCAUAUAGCCCUUCAACGGACGCUCGUGUUUCUAUCCACCUGGCCCAACACUCUGCGGAAGAACAUAUCGGUAGAGCAAGGACUUGGCCGGAUGAAGGCCACGCAUAG